This is a messenger RNA of Ciona intestinalis (vase tunicate), 1437 nucleotides long. RefSeq lists its product as uncharacterized. The record is from RefSeq and is a predicted model, not a curated record. NCBI's taxonomy places the organism in Eukaryota, Metazoa, Chordata, Ascidiacea, Phlebobranchia, Cionidae.
AUGCCACUAGCAUGCAAGAGCAGAGUUCAGAACACAGAAUCCCUCACAAAAGAAGAAAGCAAGUUAUUUAUAAAAAGAAUGUUAGCAAUUUCUACCUCAAACAUUACCUAUAACAGACAGUUAUUUCAUGACAGUGCAUAUUCAGACAGAACAAUUAAAGGAAUUGGCACAACUUUUAAAAUAUUAAAAGAGAAAGAAACGGGUGGCCCUGGAAAAGUGACAGAAUGGAUCCAUGGAGCAUUUGACGCCAUUGAUAAAGGCUGUUUAAAACAAGUCGUAUUUGCUCUACUAAGUGAUGAAAAUGACCCGCAUAGUAUAAUAGAAACAUAUUCAUACAACAUCACAUAUGAAAAUGGGACUCUGGUUACUACAGCAAAAGUUGGGGACCAAACAACGAAAAUUCUAACUGUACCGACAAAAGCUGAGACCCAGGAAUCCAUUGAAAGCUACCUACGUAAUCUGAAAACUUUGACAAGCCAUUUAGGGGCUCUACCACCUGUAUCUUACAUGACCAUGAGGCUUUUGUAUUAUGACGAUAAAAAACCUGAAAAUUAUCAGCCCCCUGGUUUUGAAGAGGCCUUUGAAAGCGACACACUACGUCUUACAGAGCGGCAAAUUAAUAUAAAAGUGGGGAAAAUUCUAACACCAUACAAUACCAUGAAGCUUAACGUAUUCACCCCUGAAGACCAGUUUACUAGAAACGAUAUAAAUUCUGAAGCCAGUAAGAGCGCUAUGGAUGUAGACAUACAAGAAGAUAAGGGCGUUCGUUGCCCAUGUGACGAUGUAGACGAUGACGACUUAAUGAUCCAAUGUUCUAACUGUAAAUACUGGCAACACGCAAUAUGCUACUGUAUCUACAAUGAGUCAAAAACGCCAAGUUCCCAUAUUUGUCAUAUAUGUUGUGACACUGGGAACCAGGAAUGUACUGAUCCUACUUUGGCCAAUAUACCAGCAGAGCAGCAGAAAACAUUAUGUCUUUGGAGAAGACUACUGCUUAAGUGCCUAGAGUUAGAUACAGUUAAUAUAAACGUUAUUACGUCCACUUUUCUAUGCUCAAAAGCUAUGGCUCAAAAGUUGCUUAAAAGGUUAAUUGAUAAAGAAGCAGUGUCUGUUAUGAAAAACCAUAAAAAAAUAGUAAAUAAGAGAAUUUUAAAAGCAGUUUUUAAAGAGGAUAUUAAGGACACAUAUGAUACUUUUACCAAUCACCCCAGUCAAAUUUUGCAGCCUGUUCAGAACACCAUAUUUUCAAAACCCAAAAUCCCUACAAAAAGGCAACAGUUUAUUGGGAAACAUUCUCUUAAUAGAUAUGAUACAGAAGCAGCCAUGUCAAUACUCACAAGCCAGACGUCUUUAGAUGAUUUUGACAGGCGUUCUGCAGGGCAGCGGAAAAGACAGAGAAUGUCAAAACAAAAAUGCCACCCUGUUAAAAACCAAUAA